Sceloporus undulatus (fence lizard) is the source of this 10422-nucleotide messenger RNA. It is a transcript of the gene CASKIN1, whose product is annotated as CASK interacting protein 1. The transcript has 21 exons. Lineage: Eukaryota; Metazoa; Chordata; Lepidosauria; Squamata; Phrynosomatidae. Bases 303 to 5006 code for a protein of 1567 amino acids. The record is from RefSeq and is a predicted model, not a curated record. Gene Ontology annotation, molecular function: protein binding.
GGCCAGGAAGGAGGAGCCGAUGCUCCAGCAGCAGCCAGCGCCAGCCAAGAGCAGCAGCAGCAGCAGGAGGAGGAGGAAGGGGCUGCCUCUGCUGCUGAGCCCCCGGGAAGGAAGGCAAAGAAGGCAGGCACCCGAGCAGCAGCAGCAGCAUUCCUGCCUCCCUGGCUGGCUGGGGGUGUCCCGGCGGCAGGAUGCUGCUUUGCCUCUGAGGAGCCCCCUUCCUCCCUCCUCCUUCCCUCCUCCCUCCCUUUCCUCCCUUUCCUUUCCUCCCUUCCCUCCUUCCCUCUCUCCUUGGGCCAGCCAUGGGCAAGGACCAGGAGCUGAUGCAGGCGGUCAAGGCGGAGGACCUGGGCGCCGUCCAGAAGCUGCUGCAGAGGCCCAAGCCGGGCAAGGCCAAGCUCCUGGGAUCGGCCAAAAGAGUGAAUGUUAAUUUCCAAGACACCGAUGGGUUCUCCGCCUUGCACCAUGCGGCGCUCAACGGAAACACGGAGCUCAUCUCGCUGCUGCUGGAGGCCCAGGCCGCUGUGGACAUCAAGGAUAACAAAGGGAUGCGCCCUUUGCAUUAUGCCGCUUGGCAGGGAAAAAAGGAGCCGAUGAAGCUGGUCCUGAAGGCCGGGUCAUCGGUCAACAUCCAGUCUGACGAGGGGCAGAUCCCUUUGCAUCUGGCGGCUCAGCAUGGGCACUACGAUGUGUCUGAGAUGCUCCUUCAGCAUCAGUCCAAUCCCUGCAUCCUGGACAACUCCGGAAAGACGCCGCUGGACCUGGCUUGUGAGUUUGGCCGUGUUGGGGUGGUGCAGCUGCUCCUGAACAGCAACAUGUGUGCAGCACUUCUGGAACCCAAGCCCGGGGACAUCACCGACCCCAACGGCACCAGCCCCUUGCACUUGGCGGCCAAGAAUGGGCACAUUGACAUCAUCCGCCUCCUUCUCCAAGCCGGAAUCGACAUCAACCGGCAAACCAAGGCUGGCACCGCUUUGCACGAAGCGGCCUUGUGCGGCAAGACGGAUGUCGUGCGGCUACUCUUGGAUAGUGGGAUCAACGCUCACAUCCGGAACACUUACAGCCAGACGGCGCUGGACAUUGUCAACCAGUUUACGGCCACACAAGCCAGCAAGGAGAUAAAGCAGAUGCUCCGAGAUGCUUCAGCUGCUCUGCAAGUCAGGGCUGUGAAGGAUUAUUGCAACAACUACGACCUGACCAGCCUCAACGUGAAAGCUGGAGAUAUCAUUACGGUUUUGGAGCAGCAUGCGGAUGGUCGAUGGAAAGGCUGCAUCCAUGACAACCGGACCGGGAACGACCGUGUCGGCUACUUCCCAUCCAGCCUUGUGGAGGCCAUCAGCAAACGCACAGGUUCAUGGGACGCAGGGCAGGUCCAAGCCAUCUCUCUCCCAGCUGGCGGGGUCCCAAUGGUGCCCAACGGCCAUUCCUGCUUCUCCUCCUCCUCCUUCUCCAUCACCACUGCCAUCUUUUCCUCCUCCUCCUCCUUCUCCCAUCAUGUCCUGCCUCCACCUCCACCGAACCCCCAUCAGCCUCUUUUCAGUUCCUUCGGCUACCGCUGGCUCCCUCAUGGCGCCGUGGAAGGGCCAGGCGCCAACCCAGGUUCCCGAGGGUCCGACGCCAGUCCGUCCCACUUGUCCCCAUCCUCGGGCGGCUCUGCGACCACGCCAGCCCCGGCCGAAGAGAUCUGGGUGCUUCGCAAACCCUAUGCAGGUGGUGACCGCAGCAGUGUGGGCAGCACCGGAAGCGUGGCUAGUGGCCGGAGCUCAGGAAGUGGCCAGAGCACUGGAAGCGGUGGCCACACGGCUCUCCACCCGGGCUCUGAAGGUGUCAAGCUUCUGGCAACCGUCCUUUCCCAGAAGGCGUCUGUGCAAGAAUCCGCCGCGGGUGACGGGCCUGCCAAAGCAGCAGAGACGCCCGCAGGUUCUUCCCGGACCCCGAGUCUUGGCAGCUCCUCCUUCCAGAGCCAGCCUUAUGGCGAACAGCAGCAGCAACAGCAACUGAAGAAAGUGGAGCCAAUGUCCGAAGGGAAGAGCUCAGAGGCCGUCUACCAAUGGCUUUGCAAGUUCCAACUGCAACUCUACGCAUCCAACUUCAUCAAUGCGGGGUACGACAUCCCCACCAUCAGCCGCAUGACACCUGAGGAUCUGACAGCCAUCGGAGUCACCAAACCAGGACACAGGAAGAAGAUUGCCUCCGAGAUCAACAACCUAAAUAUUUCUGAAUGGCUCCCAGAGUACAAGCCGGCUAACCUGGCACUCUGGCUCUCCAUAAUCGGACUGGCCCAGUAUUACAAGGUCUUGGUGGAAAAUGGCUAUGAAAACAUCGAUUUCAUCACUGACAUCACUUGGGAAGACCUGCAGGAGAUCGGCAUCACUAAGCUGGGUCAUCAGAAGAAGCUGAUGUUGGCAGUGAAGAAGCUGGCAGAGAUCCAGAAGGCUGAGUACAUCAAAUACGAGUCGGGGACCUUGAAGAAGAAGGGGGCACCUCAGUCUUUGGACACGAUGGCAAUCGAGUCGCCUCAGCAGGAAACGGCCGAGUGCCAGUCGCCCAAGAUGACCACUUUCCAAGACAGCGAGCUGAGCAACGAGCUGCAAGUGGCCAUGACUGGCACCAGCGAGGAAGGGACGGAGAAACAGGGCAACCAUGUGGGCCAUUUCCGCGAAGGGGCAGCCUACCGCCACUCUUCUCGCCUCACCCAUGAAAACAGUCUGAGUGGGAGAGCAAAACACAUGAGUAGCUCCCAAGAGCUGCUGGGAGAUGGAUCGAAGCCUUCCAGCAGCACCAUGUCCAAGAGCCAGGAGUACCUGGUAGAGGAUGGGAAAGAGAGUCCAGCCACUUUGCCCAAGGAAGUGCGGAGCCUCCGCCAUGGCCACAGCAUCAAGAGAGCAAGUGUGCCGCCAGUGCCCGGCAAACCCCGGCAAUCGUUUCCCCCAUCCACCGGCCACUACACCCCCCCACAGACACCCACCAAGCCCCGCCCCUCCUCACCACAAGCUCUUGGUAUGCCACACGCCACGGCCAAGGUAAAACCCACACCCCAGUUGUUGCCGCAGUCGGACCGCCCCAUGUCUCCUCGCUCACUGCCUCAGUCCCCGACGCACCGUGGCUUUGCUUAUGUCAUGCCGCAGCCCAUGGAGGGAGACGCUCAUGCCACAGGACCUUUGGCGCAGGCGGUGCCAGUGCUGCCAGUCUCGGUGCCGGUGCUGUGUUUACCUCCCCAGGCCACAGAAGCCGAAGAAGAAGGAGGCCGGCCGAAGAAGAGGGCACACAGCCUUAACCGUUAUGCUGUGUCUGACAGUGAGCAGGAGAAGGACGAGUUACUGGUGCCGGACGCCGGGCCCUACGCCACAGUGCAGCGACGGGUUGGGCGCAGCCACUCAGUGCGGGCCCAGUCAGGAGGCGAUAAGAAUGUCAACCGCAGCCAAUCCUUCGCUGUACGGCCAAAAAAAAAGGGGCCUCCGCCGCCACCACCCAAGCGCUCCAGUUCAGCCAUUUCCAGCACCAACAUGACAGACGAUUUCAAGGAUGGGGAAGAAGGGCAAGAGACCUCUCAAGAGCAACAGCAGCAGAGACGUGCCAGUGAUUUUGGGGGUGUUGUGGAUACGGGUAGCGCUGGGAGCGUAAAGAGCAUUGCUGCCAUGUUAGAAAUGUCAUCCAUUGGCGGUGGAGCCAGAGGUCUUGCUCUCCAAAAGCCCCCCGGAGCCGGGAAGGGUGCUGACAGCUACUACUUGCAACCUGGGGCAGCCCUGCACCCGGCCAGUCCAGAACACUCUCGUGUCGCGACCGUCCUGGCUACCGUCAAGCAUAAGGAUGCCAUUGGGCCAGAUGGCGAGGUGGUCAACCGUCGCCGCACAAUCAGUGGCCCCGUCACAGGGCUCACAGCCACUGCUCGACGGGAACGUUCUGACAGCAUAAAGUCUGACGCGUCCAAGGAAGGUGGCCCUGUGGAGCGUCUAAGGGCAGAACAUGUUGGAGGGCCCCCGCAGAACAGUGCUGGGGAGAACAUCCCCUUUGCUGAGGAGGGCAACCUGACGAUCAAACAGCGCCCCCGACAGAUGGGGGUGGCCAAACCUGAAGGUGGUGAGGCCUUGUCCCUGGCCCACCGGCAUGGAGACCUCUCCAAAGUGGAGGCCAGUGCCACGCUCAAGAGAAGAAUCAGGAUGAAACAGAGCCAACAGGAUGGCGUCAAGUUUAUCCUCACAGAGUCGGACACAGUAAAGAGACGGCCGAAGUUGAAAGACAAGGAGCAGGAGCCAGCCCUGCUCUCAGUCUACCAGAACGGCACCACCACCGUCAGACGCCGUCCGGCCUCAGAAACAAGCGGCGUGGAGGUUGUGUCCCCUGCGGAGCAGCAAGAGAGAUACGACUAUGCCACCACACAGCCCCCUCCAGAAGGUGAACCCAAGAAGAUGGUCAAACCACCCGUUUCACCCAAGCCUGUCCUACCCCAGAAAGUCUCGGGACCACCCACACCGACCUCCAAAAAGGUCCCAAUUCCAGGCCCGAGCAGUCCAGAAGUAAAGCGUGUUCAUGGGACUCCGCCACCCGUCUCUCCUAAACCGACACCACCCCCGACUGCCCCUAAACCCAAGGUCCAUGCAGUCCUCCAGUCUGCGAGCGCCAGCUCCACGCCUGCCCCGUCACCUGCCAAGCAACUAGUCUCCACCAUCAAGCCUUCGAGCACGCCGCCCUCGCUCUGCUCCAGCCCGGCAAAACCCUUGUCCCCCGGCCGGGCUCCCUCUCAGACGGUGCCGGUCAAGCCCCCUCGCUCCUCCAUGGCAGGGCCUUCGGUGGAGAGCACCAGCACAGAGAGCGUCCAUCAGAAGCUGGAGGAGACCAGUGCCUCCCUUGCUGCUGCUCUGCAAGCAGUGGAGGAGAAGAUCAAGCAGGAGGACGGGCAAACAGCAGACUCCGCCGCGGAGUCCAAGAGCACAGUCAGCAUCCUGGACGACAUCGGCAGCAUGUUCGACGACCUGGCUGACCAGUUGGACGCCAUGUUGGAAUGAGAGCUGGCCGACAAUCCCAGCCAACCUCAGGAUCUGCCAAGGGCACAAGGGCACAAUCAUCUCCAUGGAAGAUCUUCCCUUUCUCCCUUCCCUUCCCAUCUUUUGAGGUUUGCACAAUGAAGAUAAGUAUUACCUCAGGAUUGUGCUGAAACAAACGAGAUGCUUGGGAAAGGUUUUCCUUGCAACCAGUUUUGCGGAAGCAGAGAACAAUAACAACGACAACAGAAGAGAGGAUCUCUUGUAUUUUCUUUUUCCCCGGCCCCUUACCUAAACACCUGUUGACCUUGGGGAAUACUGCAAUUUUCCUUCCUGAAAACGAAGUUAAAAAGGCUAACAACGCGCCUCUUUAUGGGCAGGAGCUUCCAUAUCUACGAGACGAAUGCGAGCGUCCAGGCUCCUCUCAAGUCAAACUCGCUCCUCCUCCUCCUCCUCCAUUUGAUUUGGAAAGUAUUUUCUCUAUUCCUCCUCGCUCUUUCCAAAUGAGUCCCCUUUCUCCUUUUACCCCACAGGUAUUAACAGUCCAAAAAUAUGUUAUCGAAACGUGUGGCACAAAAAUAAGUAUUAGUCUUUCUCUGGUUCUUCCUGUUUUUCCGUUGGGGUUGAGAUUUCGUCUUGGUGAACAACUCUUGCCUUCUGUGUUGGUCCUGUUCCUUGACUGAGCAAUGCUGUCCUCUCCGGCGCGGCCGCUGCCUGUUCCGGUGCCCGUCUGACCCUCGCCGGGAAACGCCUGAAGAGCGAGGCACGACGGGGCUGGGGACGCCCGAGGGAAGCUGCGGAGUCCCCCCCUCCGGAGGCUUUCGGCUAGCUGCAUGCUUUGUUUCUUUGUCCCAAAGGUGUUUGUCUGCUCCUGGUGAUGAUGAAGCUGUGACUGUGAGACGUUUUUGUUCUGUUGAUGAAUUUCCAUUUGAGAUAUAAGCUCCUUUCCUCCCUCCUUGGUUCGUUUUGCCUGGGAAAGCAACGUCCCCGGUGGGAAGGUGUAGGCGCCUUGGUACAUUUGCAUGAUCGAUAACAGUGUUGAGAAGGGAAAAGGGGAAACAAAAAAGAAAUUAGAAAACAUCCUGGCCAAAAUCCCACUGUAAAUAUCCCCAGGUGGCCUUCCGUAGCUGCCAAAGCAGAAUAUUUAUUCCCGAUUCCUUUCUCUUUGCCCCCGUCCCCCUUAAAUAUAUAUAUAUAUAUAUGUAUAUCUAUAUCUCUCUAGGCAAAGGGCAGUUCUGAGCAUGAGGGGCUUACGUUGCACUUUCUCUUUGCUUCAAAGCACUUGCUUCCAAAGAGUUUUGUCCCUGAUCAAGCAAUUCCUUAGCGAUGGUUCCUGGGAGGAUGAGGAAUGAGGACACAGAGUUCAGUGUAAGCAGGGCACAGCCGUGGCAGUACAGGCAAUGACAAAUCGAUUUUGUGGGAAAUGAUGAUUGUGAAGCAGCAGGCGCAAUGGUGGUCCUGGAUUCUAGCAGGGGUUUAGCAGAAGGGGAACUCCCCUCCCUUGAUAUCCCAAAAGCAAAGUCCAGUUCUGCCCCUGUGCCAAAAGUGAGUCAGUUGCAGCCAUAUGCUGGGAUGAGGUUUGCAUCUUGGGCUCUUGACAUCCGUCUCAGUUUGCACUUCUUACCCUACUAGAUCUUGGGAUUCUUGUCCUGCUGUUCGACUUGGGGUGCUCUUGCUAGUCAUCUGUUUAAGAAAAUAUAUAGGAAAAGGGUGAUGAACCUUGGGGAAACCUGGCAGUUGUAGUUUGUGUUGUGCAUGCCCCAGAAAAGGGUGGUGUUCCAUCAGAUUUCUGUGAGCCCAAGGAAUGCAAAGUGAGCCAAAGAUUGUACCUAUCUAUUUAGUGGCACAUGGAUUUUGCAGUAUCCUCAAUCCACAAGAGGGUUUGCUUUUUGGAGAGAAGAAAGUGUCAUAGCAGACUCCACAGUAUGGGAGAUUGUGAAUUGUUCUGCAUAGCUCUCUUGCAAGACUGGGGUGCUCCUUUGCAGCAAAGGUUUAAAAGGAGGAGGUUUGAAAUGGACGGUUGGGUUCCUAAGAGCAGCAUUGCGUUCCUCUUCGCAGAGGCAGCCUGCAGAAUGUAAUGGUGGCCCAGUGGACUGCCCUUGUCCUGCGCUCUACCAAAUAAUCCCUCCUUUCCCUCUCUUUGGUUGCAGUGGCAAUGUCCAAACACUGCAAGUAGUUUUGGAGGGAGAGGAAGCACCUGAAUGUCAAAGCACCAAACAGAUCCACUUGUUCUGUUAGCUGUUACGUCUCGCGUCUAUGAGGUUUUCUGAGCUUCCUUGGCUGCCUUUUCCUGGGCUUGUACCAUUCUGAAAUGAGCACAAUCGGGGGUUCCCCAAAAAGUGGAAUACCCAUUCCUUCAUCUUCCAACCGAAUCCUCUCUGUUUUUCUUAAACAUCAUCUACUCCUGUUCCUUCUUUCCUUCCUGGCGAUGUGCACAUGUCCCCUACAAGAACAACACUAUAUAUUGACCUUGAUGGAGAUAACACAUUUUACCAUUAAAAGUGGUAGCUUCACCAGAAGCAAAGGCCAUACCAGGUGGUGCUUCAGCACUAAUAUUGACUUGCUUUCAUGCACAUAUCCUUAAAAAAACAACCAGGUGUGUCCUCAGUUCUUGCCAGUAGGCAAGCAUAAAGCUGAGUUGCACUGGAUUUGAAGCUGGUCAUAGGCAUUCCUACGAUAGGUUCAUUGUGAUUUUCAGUCCUUAAAAGGAGGGUUUCAGGGAGUGGCACCCCAAUGUUUUUUGACAGGUACACUUCUGAUUAAUAAGUAGUGUAGACUGGUCUUCGGUGUCUUCAACCUGUUGCAUUUUAUCCAAACCCUUUGUUAGGAUAGCCUCACGCCUCCAAAACAACUUCAGUCGUGUCUCAAAAGGCCUUUCAUAAAUCAUAUCAUCAUGGUAUUUGUUGGAAUAAUUUUAAAAUAAUAAUUUUCUGCAUCGUCUUGACUAUGGGAGACUGAGCCAGAGACCCAGUCUUUCAUCCCAGGCAUUGCCACUGAUAGCAUCGCCUCUUGUUUUACGUGUUGCUCUGCUAUUUUAUGUUCAUCCUCAUGUGUACUUAUGGGAUUUCAGACAUUUUCAGUAAUGGGAAAUCCAGGGGUGGAAGGAAAUAUCUCUUCCCUCCCGCUCUUCCUUCCAUUGCUUCUUGUUGCUGCUAACAGAGCGAAAUGAUAAUCUCUUCUAAAUAGCACUUCCUUGUAUCCCGUCUUUCCCUGAAUCACGGCGUUAGCAACAGGAGUCCAUCUGAGAGUAAGGAAAAAUUGCUGCUGUUUCCUCAAAUCUUGGUUGCUAAGUCCUCGACUUCUUCCUACCAAAGGCUAUUCCAAGGAACUCCUUGAGUCGGUGAAGAUUCCUUCGGCAAUUAUACUCUUCUUACCAAGAAAAGAAAGCCAUCUUGGCAUAAUGGUUUAAGUAUAGGACUAGGACCCUGGAGAUUUGGGUUCGAUUUCCCACUCGGCCACGAAAACCCACUGAGUGUGACUUAGGGCGAGUCACAUCCUCUCAGCCCCAGAAAAUCCUGCGAUAGGUCCACCUUAAGUCAGAAAUGACUUGAAGGUACACAACAAUAACACAGCUGAUAACAAUCCCAUCCUUGUGUUUGAAAACAUGAGCUUCCACUAUCACUCCGUCGUCAUCCUCUCUUUAAAUACUGUUGCAGUCCCAAACGGUCCUCUUUGUUCUCCUUUUUCCCAUAAAAAAGAAGAUUUGGGACAUUUAAAAAUUACAGAAAAAUUAAACUAAGAGAGAGCAAGAGUCGGUGCCCAGUUUGGCUUUGGAUAUGAUUUCAUGGAUUCCAACCCAUCAGUUCAGACCAACAUCUCAGGAGAACUUUGGGUCGCCCUUCGGACCAUCAAACCCUUUUAAACCCUUCUCAAUGUUGCGGACAGUGUUAAUUAAAUGCACCGAAUAUAUUAGUGACCAGGCUGGGAAAAAAAGGUAUUGUUGGGGUUUUGUUGUUGUCCAUGUGGAUGAUGGUCUCCUCUUGAAACAGCCAUGUUUAUUAUGAAUGUUCUUAAUGUGUGAAAGCAAAAUCAAACUUUUUUUCUUUCGGCAGGUGAUUAAAGGGACGGAAGAGAAAAAAGAAAAGAAUAAGCUAUAUAAAGGAGUAUUAAUUUAUUGACAGAAGUUAUUUAAGAUGGAAUUCCCCCUAUUCCCCCAGAGAUAAUUAACAAAAAAUACAUAAAUAAAAGGAAAGGACUUUAAUAUAAGAAAAGAUUUUAAAAUAUUAUCUUCAAUUGUAUAUUAAAAACAGUUUUAAGAAAGAACUGGAGUUUAGCUUGACUAUUAGACUUAUAAUAAGCUGUGUGUCUUUGUGGUUGAGAUCAUUUGAAAAGAGUAGCACAAUGUUUUUAAAAAAAGGUACCGUUUCUUCUUCUUCUUUUCCAAGUGUACAGAAAACAUGACGUUUUUGUUAUAUUAUUAUAAUUUUUUUCCGUUUGUCGUUUUUCUUUUUACGGUUUUCAUGGGGGAAAAAAUCAAAGGACGUGCCUUGUUUUAUGAAUUUAUUUUGUCGAGUCUCAUCUCUGACAAAGUGUGUGUUCCUUUUGGUGCGUUUUAUUUUUUACGUCGAGGUGUGCGUAUGCGUGCGUGUGCCCAAAUGUGUGCGCGUGUGUAAGUCUGCAUUUAAAAGCAUGUGUGUGGAAGUAUUUCUGUGUAUGCGCAGCUGUAUAUUUCAUGUACAAAAAUGGGAGUCAGUCCAGUUUUUAAAGCCUGGGCUGCAAACUCGCCUGGUUCCCUGGCGCCACCGCCGCGGUUUUCCGGACCCAGGCGCACACUCUUCUCUCGAUAGGUCCGUCUUUGCUGAUCUCCAAAACGUGUCUGGCACAACUUUGAGAUUUCUUAAUUAUUAAAAAUAAAUAAAUAAAUACAGAGACAACAUAAAGAUACCUGUUGUAAAGAGAAACAAAAUGUAUCUUUAAGAGGGAAAAGAAAAAUAUUCCAAGAUUCUAAUGCUGGAUAUAUACAUAUUAUAUAUAUAUUAUAUAUAUUUUUAUUAUUAAGUUAUGGAAACUGUAUUGUAUUCCCAUCCAAUCAGAGCUAUGCAUCUUGCCGCCAGUCUCCUUUUCUUGCUUCGUGCGUCCCACCUGUAUUAUUAUUAAUUAUUAUUAUUAUUAUUAUUAUUAUUAUUAUUUGAUGGCUUCUGUGGUACUGUAAAGAAUUUUGCUCUUAUUUAAAAAACAAAGAAGUGUCUGGCUGUAAAUAUUUAAAGGCGGGGGGAGGAAGAAGAGGGGAAAGCAGCCCCCGGUUGGUGCUACUUCAUACAUACAACAUUAACUCUAAAAUAGAGCUUUUAUCAUUGAGGUUAGAAAUAGAAAAAUCCCACCUCAAGGGCAGUUCCAGGACAUACUAAGGCCUGUCUAGGCUGUCAUUUCCAGUACAGGGAGGCAGUGCGGUUGUUGCGUUUACACCCAGUUGGUGCUUACUAAUAAAAUUCAAACCGAA